CCCAAUUUCUUUCACGAAAUCUAGGGAUUUGAGAAGGUGUGAUUCAUAGAUAUAGAGUGGAGUAAAAGGAAGGAAUAAAGGGUGGAAAAAGGGAGGAUCCAAUGGCUUUUUCUUGUUGAAUUCUUGACUUCGGGCAGGAUUUUGGCUUGAAUUUCGGUCGGAAAGUGGAGAUUUUGAUCGAGGUUUUUGUUGUUUAGUUUCUCUUCGGUUUCUCCGAUUCAGUGUGGAAAGGAGGAAUCGAAGACGGUGAAUAGACUCAUAGAGGAUGUCAGGAUUCGUGGGAGUUUUAGUCUCCGAUCCCUGGCUUCAGAGUCAAUUCACUCAGGUUGAGCUACGGAGCCUGAAAUCUAGAUACCUCUCUACACGGAGAGAAACUGGCCAUGUGACAGCCGGAGAUUUGUCUUCAGUGAUGGUCAAGCUAAAGGGUCUCAAUGAGGUGCUCACUGAGAAAGAGAUCUCUGCAGUCGUGGAUGAGUCUUAUUCAGAUUACAGCCAUGAAAUAGACUUUGAAACUUUUCUUCGGGUUUAUUUGAAUCUGCAACAAUGUGCUGCGGCUAAAUUGGGUGGUGCUAAGAACUCCUCAUCAUUCCUUAAGGCAACUACAACUACACUUUUGCACACUAUUGAUGAAUCAGAGAAAUCUUCUUAUGUGGCGCAUAUCAACAGCUAUCUCAGAGAUGACCCUUUUCUUAAGAACUAUUUACCACUAGAUCCAGCAUCCAAUGAUUUGUUUAACCUUGCCAAAGAUGGUGUUCUUCUCUGUAAAUUGAUCAAUGUUGCGGUGCCUGGAACAAUAGAUGAAAGGGCAAUUAACACAAAACGAGUCUUGAACCCUUGGGAAAGGAAUGAGAAUCAUACUCUUUGCCUCAACUCUGCAAAAGCAAUUGGGUGCACUGUUGUUAACAUUGGAACACAAGACCUUAUUGAAGGGAGGCCUCAUCUGGUACUAGGACUGAUAUCUCAAAUCAUUAAGAUUCAACUUCUUGCGGAUCUGAAUCUAAAGAAGACACCACAAUUAGUGGAGUUGGUUGAAGACAACAAGGAUGUGGAGGAACUUCUGGGCUUGGCACCAGAAAAAAUGUUGCUCAAAUGGAUGAACUUUCAUCUUAAGAAGGCAGGAUAUAAGAAGACUGUAAUGAAUUUUUCUUCUGAUGUGAAGGAUGGAGAAGCAUAUGCAUACCUUCUUAAUGUUCUUGCUCCUGAGCACUGCAGCCCUUCCACUUUGGAUACUAAAGAUCCUACUGAAAGAGCAAAGUUGGUACUUGAUCAUGCAGAAAGGAUGGACUGUAAACGAUACUUGAAUCCAAAAGAUAUUGUUGAAGGCUCACCUAAUCUUAAUCUUGCAUUUGUUGCACAGAUUUUUCAUCAUCGGAAUGGUUUGUCCACAGACAGCAAAAAGAUUUCCUUUGCUGAGAUGAUGCCAGAUGAUAUUCUAGUAUCUCGAGAGGAAAGGGCUUUUCGGUUGUGGAUAAACAGCCUUGGAAUUGUUACAUAUGUUAAUAAUGUAUUUGAGGAUGUCAGAAAUGGGUGGGUUCUUUUGGAAGUGCUCGACAAAGUGUCUCCAGGAUCUGUUAUCUGGAAGCAGGCAACAAAACCUCCCAUCAAGAUGCCAUUUAGAAAAGUUGAAAACUGCAACCAAGUUAUAAGAAUUGGCAAACAACUGAAAUUCUCCUUAGUGAAUGUUGCAGGGAAUGACAUUGUGCAAGGGAAUAAGAAACUCAUUCUUGCAUUUUUGUGGCAGUUGAUGAGAUACAACAUUCUUCAACUCUUAAAGAACUUGAGAUACCACUCUCAAGGAAGGGAAAUAACGGAUGCUGAUAUUUUAAUUUGGGCCAAUAAAACAGUGAAGAGCACUGGCAGAACUACUCAGAUGGAGAGUUUCAAGGACAAGAGCCUCUCAAGUGGAAUAUUUUUCCUCGAACUUCUCAGUUCUGUUGAACCCAGGGUUGUUAACUGGAACAUUGUAACAAAGGGUGAAAGUGACGAAGAAAAGAGGCUGAAUGCUACUUAUAUAAUCAGUGUAGCUAGAAAGCUUGGGUGUUCCAUCUUUUUGUUGCCUGAAGACAUAAUGGAGGUAAAUCAAAAGAUGAUUCUCACACUAACUGCGAGCAUUAUGUACUGGAGCUUGGAGCGGCAGCGGGCCGAGGACUCUGAGCAAUCCUCGGAGAUAUCGGUUGAGGAUGCGUCCUCUCAGAAAGCUCCUUCCUCUGAUGGAGAAGACGGCAGCAUUGCUGCAGAUAGCAUGUCAAACUUGACUGUCGAUGAUGCCGCUUCAGAUACCUCGAGUAUAGCUGCAGAUAGUGCAACUGCUUCAGUUGAAAAUGAGGGCCAAAAAGAAAACAUUUUAAUCUGAAUUAUAAUAGGCUAAUAGCCAAAGGGAAGAAAAAAAAAAAGAUCCACUUUUUGCUAUGGAGAUUACAGAACAAUGCUCUUUUGUUACUUGCAAAUAGGAUUUUACCCAAAUGAUUGUU
This is a messenger RNA of Dioscorea cayenensis subsp. rotundata (Guinea yam), 2471 nucleotides long. RefSeq names its product fimbrin-4-like. The transcript has 15 exons. The record is from RefSeq and is a predicted model, not a curated record. The coding region runs from base 266 to 2353 and encodes 695 amino acids. Gene Ontology annotation, molecular function: actin filament binding. Gene Ontology annotation, cellular component: cytoplasm; actin filament bundle; actin filament. Lineage: Eukaryota; Viridiplantae; Streptophyta; Magnoliopsida; Dioscoreales; Dioscoreaceae. Gene Ontology annotation, biological process: actin filament bundle assembly; actin filament network formation.